AUGUCAACGCAAACGAUUGUGGAAACAGCACGAGAGCCAGCCACGGCUCCUGAAGAAAUCGAGCUGCAACCCGUACCUCGCAGCACUGCAAGACCCGACGGCGAAGGAAAGACUAUUAACGAUGAGACAAGUCUGACAAAACUCAACUUGCUCAAGGUCAUUGCAGCGAGCAUUGCCUUCUUCUAUGCGGGCAAUAAUGACGCAAGUUUGGGAGCUCUUACUCCAUAUAUAUUAAGGACUUACAAUGUAGGCACGGAGUAUGUCGCUUUGAUCUACGGAGCAACGUUCCUUGGGUGGCUCCUAGCAGCCGCAACAAACACCCAUCUACACCGCUAUCUAGAUCUAGGAGGAAUUCUCACACUAGGCGCAGCCAUUCAAGUCAUCGCCCACGCGCUGCGGUUUUGGACUCCUCCAUUUGCUCUAUAUGUCGUCACCUUCUUCCUCCAAGCAGUAGGCAUGGCCUAUAACGAAUCCCACGCAAAUGCUUUCGUCGCCUCGAUCGAGGGCGCGCAUCGACUCCUCGGUUUUAUCCACGCCAUGUACGCCCUUGGCUGUCUGAUCGCACCGUUCGUAGCCACUUCUGUGGCUGCGAGGUUGGGCGACCGCUGGCCACUGUUCUACCUGUAUCUAGUGGGCAUUGGCGCUUUGAACACGGCGGCGGUCACUUGGACCUUCAGGGAUAGCGUCAAGCUUCAUCCGAGGUCAACAGCAAACGAAGAUGGUCAGAUUACCGAAUUAGGGAGCCGGAGGAAAGCCAACCGUGAUAUCAUUGAAACGCUGAAAUUACCAUCGGUAUAUUUGCUCUCUUUGUUUUACUUCUUCAUGCUUGGAACUGGCAUAACCGCUGGCGGCUGGGUCGUAGAAUAUCUGAUUCAAGCACGCAAUGGUCACCUUCCAGACGUUGGAUACGUCCCCGCAGGUCUUUGGGGUGGUGUUUUCCUUGGUCGCGUACUGCUCGCUGAGCCCACUUACCGGUUUGGAGAAAGGCGGAUGACGAUGGUAUAUUGUGCCUUGGUACUUGCACUACAAUUGGUAUUCUGGCUGGUACCGAGUUUGAUUAGUAGUGCGGUUUCCAUAUCAAUUCUCGGCUUCUUCUAUGGCCCUAUGUUUGCGACGGGUAUGUCAAUCGGCUCAAAGCUUUUUGCGAAAGACAUCCAACCGACCGCUCUAGGCUUCGUCUUUGUCUUUGCCCAGGCUGGCGGUGCCUUCUUCCCCGCUGUUACAGGGGUUGUUGCGAGCAAGGCCGGCGUCAAAGUCAUGCAGCCCAUCCUCGUUGGCCUCAUUGUGGCACUGGGAGUCUCGUGGGCUUUGGUCCCGAGGGUUAAAAAAAGGGGCGAAUAA
Messenger RNA from Cucurbitaria berberidis CBS 394.84, 1341 nucleotides. Its product is annotated as MFS general substrate transporter. The record is from RefSeq and is a predicted model, not a curated record. Gene Ontology annotation, biological process: transmembrane transport. Gene Ontology annotation, cellular component: membrane. The transcript has 3 exons. Gene Ontology annotation, molecular function: transmembrane transporter activity. Lineage: Eukaryota; Fungi; Ascomycota; Dothideomycetes; Pleosporales; Cucurbitariaceae. The coding region runs from base 1 to 1341 and encodes 446 amino acids.